UGACAAAAGAACGGGUAAACUGGCUCCGAGUGCCGUUUCGGAGAGCACCGUGCUGAUAGUUUAUUAGGAAGUAAGUUCCUCCGACUGAAUUGUGGGGUUGCCUUUUAUGGUGAUCCAGAGAGCUCACGAAAAAACAUUCAACUGAAGAUUGUAAUGCAACGGGAGUGUUGAGAAGUGAUCGUGACAAAAACAAUCAAGAUAUAAUUAUCGAAAAAUGCUGGGCAGCUUAAAAUGGGCUACGAUCCUGGUGAUCGUAGCAUGUACGAUUGGCGUCAAGUCAAAUUAUCCUCCUCCCGAAAGAUUGACAGGUAUGAAUCCCUGCAUCAGCAAGCAGACCUGUCACGAAUGCAUACAAACGCCACACUGUGCUUGGUGCGCCGCUCCCAAAUUUCCUGAAAAAAGGUGCUUCCUUCCAAACGUAAAUACGAAAAUUUACGCUACCUGUCCUGAAAAAUACACGUGGGAUCCUGAUAACCGAUUCAGCAUGGUGAGACAUCGCAAUCUUACAAAAGGAGGUGGAUACUUCAUAUCCGGAGGUGGCUACUCUGAAAGUGGAGGAGAGUGGUGGUCCUCGAACUCAAGUAGCUCCAGUAGCUCCAGCAGUAGUAGCAGCAGCAGUAGCAGCAGCAGCAGUAGCGGAGGUUACUCAAGUGGUCAGGAAGCCGUUCAAAUGUGGCCACAGGAGGUUAAUUUGAAAUUGCGAAUAAAUGAAGCAUAUCGUAUGUCGUUCGCAUAUUCCCAAGCCGAAGAUUAUCCCGUCGAUCUCUACUACCUUAUGGACCUCAGUAAAUCCAUGUUGGAGGACAAGCAAAAACUUUCCGAUCUUGGACAACUCCUCGUCGAGAGCAUGAGCAAAAUAACGAGCAACUUUCGUUUAGGUUUCGGCAGUUUCGUCGACAAAGUUGUCAUGCCCUAUGUCAGUACAAUGCCACAAGCUCUUCUUGAGCCUUGCACCGGUUGCGCACCACCUUAUGGAUACAAGCACGUCAUGAAACUAUCUACGGAUACGAGUCAAUUCGCUAGUCUCGUGAGAGCUGCGCCAGUAUCAGGAAACUUGGAUGCUCCUGAGGGAGGGUUCGAUGCGAUCAUGCAAGCCAUAGUGUGCCGGAAUAACAUCGGUUGGCGCGAGAAAGCUCGUAGGCUUCUGGUGUUCUCAACCGACGCAGGUUUCCAUUACGCCGGUGACGGAAAACUCGGUGGAAUUAUACGGCCGAACGACGGACUGUGUCAUCUCGACAAUACCGGCCUUUACACGCACUCCUCUCUUCAAGAUUAUCCGAGUAUUUCACAAAUCAAUUUGGCUGUUAAGAAAAAUGCGAUCAACAUCAUCUGGGCAGUGACCGACGAACAAAUCAGUAUUUAUAAGCGAUUGUCGAAACACGUCGAAGGUUCUUUCGCCGGUAUUUUAGCCAAUGAUUCCAGCAACGUUGUCGAACUCAUACGAGAACAGUACGACAAAAUUUCCAGCUCGGUUGAGAUGAAAGACACUGCGAGUAAUUCCAUCAAAGUUCGCUAUCUCUCGAGCUGUCUCGGCGGCGGACCGCCCGUUGAAACUUCCAAAUGCGAUGGACUCAAAGUCGGCACUAAAGUCGAAUUUAUCGCGGAGAUCGAAGUCACGAGCUGUCCGAAAAAUCGAUCAGAAUGGAAACAAACCUUCGAAAUUUAUCCGGUUGGAGUGAGCGAAACUCUGAAGGUUAAUCUCGAGAUGCUCUGUGAUUGCGAGUGCGAGCACAGUGGUCCUAUGUACGAGGAAAAUUCUGCUGAGUGCAGUGGCGCUGGUACUCUCAAAUGUGGAAUUUGCGACUGUAACGAACGUGCUUUUGGCAAAAAAUGCGAGUGCAGCUCUCAUCCUGACUCAUCGGGCAUCGAUAAGAAUUUUGACACUUCUUGCAAACCCACUAAUGAGUCUCUUGUCGAUUGUUCUGGACGUGGUACGUGCACUUGCGGUCAGUGCGAAUGUACGGAAAGAGAAAAUCCUGAAGAGACGAUAUCGGGACAAUUUUGCGAAUGCGAUAACUUCUCUUGCGAGCGAUACCAAGGUUUGAUGUGCGCUAAUCAUGGUACAUGCGAAUGCGGACGUUGCGUUUGUAACGCUGGAUGGAAAGAGUCCGAUUGUCAUUGUCCAACCUCCACGGAUACUUGUAUCGCACCGGGAACUACCAACGGAGUGUUGUGCUCAGGCCACGGUGAUUGUGAAUGUGGCGAAUGUAAAUGUCACGAAACGAACGACAUUCGUUAUUCAGGAAGAUAUUGCAACAAGUGCCCGUCUUGUCCAGUCAGAUGCGAGGAACUGCGACCUUGCGUACAAUGUCAAAUGUACAAAGUUGGUAAUUACACAGAGGAAGAGUGCGCGAAGAACUGCAAAGAAUUUGUGCCAGAAGCUGUUCCCGUGGUAACGGUUGACGUUGACAAGGAUGAGGUUCUUUGCAUGAUGAUCGAUGACGACGAUUGCACUUAUCAAUACGUCUAUUAUUAUGACGAAACUAAUUGUCUCCAAGUACGAGCUCAAAGCCAGCGAGAUUGUCCCCACGAAGUAUUUUUCCUCGGUAUUGUUCUUGGGGUCAUUGCCGCAGUUGUUAUCGUCGGUCUCAUAUUACUUCUCAUGUGGAAAGCGGCUAUGACGAUUCACGACAGGCGAGAAUUCGCUAGAUUCGAGAGGGAAAGAAUGAUGGCUAAAUGGGAUACGGGUGAGAAUCCAAUCUACAAGCAGGCAACGUCGACGUUCAAGAAUCCAACCUACGCCGGCAAGUAAAUGCUUAUGAAAGAAAAGUUUCCACAUCAGGAAAUCCAUAAAAAAGAAAAAACGUCGCGUUACGAAAGAGAAACAAGAAUAGGUCGGAUGACGCGUUUUAACAAUGUAACGAAUUGAUUUUAUUUGUGCAGUAGUAAAAAACUUAGCCUUGUUUCAUCCGGGAGAAAGCGAAGAAAAAAGAAAUUAUAUAGGCUAUUCAAACAGAAAAAGGUAUGAAAAAUUAACGGAGCAAAUUACGACUAAUAUAAUAAAAACCUUGAGUUUACCGAGAGGUAAUACUGCCAUAAUACUUAGACAUUUUAGUCGAACGUCUUAGUGACAAUGAAGAAGUUGCAAGGACGAGACAAACGAGAUUGAACAAGGAUAUCUCUGUCUGAUAUCGUUUUGCUACUAUUAUUUACCAUUUUAUUCAUCGCUAUUCACUUAAUUAGUAACUUAAUUAAUUAUACGAAUGGAAAGAGAAAGAUUUAAAAAAAAAGAACGAAUGUAUUAGUGCCUAUUCGAUUGAACUUUAGACGUGAUUUUUCUCUAAAGUGCCUUUCUCACGGCUUUUUGAACGUGAAUUUUACUGGAAUUUUUUUCUACGGGGAAAAAAAACAAACAAAGCACGAUGUUUCAUUUGAACUGGAGAUAUCGAGUGUGCGAUUGACACGAAAAUUUCACUCUGCAUUUUUCUCAUUCAUACUACGACUGUGUACACUUCGUGAAUGUAUUUAUUAUUAUUUUUUUCUUGAACGAACAUAGCAUCUCGUCAUAUAUUAAUUAAGGUAUCUGUGCAAUCUGAAUUGAAAUCUUCCGAUUUGCGUCUCCGGUAACGAAAGCGCGUUGACGUUUAUUUUCUAAACAAGCAGGAAUUUUAACGUACAAGUAUUUUGAGCUUCCACGUUAUUUGAAUGCGGUGAAAAGUGGUCGAAAAAAUCGGACAUCGAGAGUCGAUUUUUAAUAAAUAAUUCAAAAAGCAAAUGUGACAAUUAUCACUGGACAAAAAAAUCGAUUGUUUGAACGAUGUUUCAUUCGAAGAAUCCAAUCUAAAAUUGAGUCGUGAACCACGAAUAGAGAUCACGCCGAAUAACGAUUCAACAUUUUUUUACGGUAGCGUUAAUCAUCGAAAAUUGUGAAAUCAUUUCUCUUUUUUUCCAUCAAACAAUCUCAAAUAGAAAAAGAAGCUGUAAGACUGUGGGACCGAGCGAAAGUGAGUCAAGACGAGCUGGAGUGAAAGAUGAGUGAGAGCGAGAGGAAAAGUGAAUUUGUUAAAUUUCCAUCGAGUGAGUGAAGCAUUAAUCGCGUGAUAAGCGCUACAACCUUGUGCCCUUUUUACGAAUAUUGGAACGAAAAUCCACUGCAUCGCAAAUCCGAACUGUCAAACGGCAGGCUGUCAAAACAACACGCCAAAUCUCUCUGGCUAAACAAUUCUACACCAUCUUCGACGGGUUGUCAAUUCGAAGCUGGGCGCGCAUACGAAAAGGUGUAAAAUUGCUACAUUCGUAUAGUUGCCCCGUGCUUGGACGACAUUUUGCCACUCAAGCAGGCUUGCGUUCCAAUAUAAUAAACAACUGUCAAAAUAUUCAAACAAAACAUUCCUCUCGUGUGAUUUCAAAGGUUGUCGUAGAUAUAAACGCACAUUAAUAUAUCUAGAACAACCUUGACCUAGACAUUUGUAUUACGUGUAUGAAAGCAUUGAAAUCAUACGAGGGAAUGUUUCGUUCGAAUACUGGGUCAAUCGAAGUUUCAGUGAUCCUAAAAAUACAUACAAAUAUAUGCAUACAUAAUAGCAUGUAUUAUAAUAUAUGCGUGUAUGUAUUAAUCGUUGAGCACGCGGUGCAAAAAUCUCAUUAAUGAUCGGCCAACACAUAUAUUAUAAAUAUAUACACGUAUAUAAAUAAAACAAUCCAUAUUAUUUAUUGAUCGAAUUGCUGUAUAAAUAGAAAGUUUUGCAAACAUUUAACAAUAACGAGAAUCAGCCCCUAUUUUUCGUGAAUGAACGAGCCUGCAUCUUGAAUCUUAUAUACAAAGCCAAACUUUUUUAUCCGCUCCGAUACUACGUUACGAAUGAUCGAUAAGUCAUUUCAAUUGAUUCUCCUCCGAAAAUGAGUUUUUACGAAUUUUUUGUUUUUCAAUAUUUCAUCGUGGUUUUUUUCUUGUUUCAUCAAUAGCUGAUUUUAACGAGAAGUAUGAGUGAUUAUUACGUACAUGUGACUGAAUGAAUAGAUUUUUAUUGUUAAAGUAUAAACAACAAUUUUAUGUAUGUAAGAUGUAUAAGUAAAAGAAAUUGUAACAGUUGA
Molecule: messenger RNA, 5034 nt
Organism: Venturia canescens
Lineage: Eukaryota; Metazoa; Arthropoda; Insecta; Hymenoptera; Ichneumonidae
Gene: mys
Product: myospheroid
Exons: 10
Coding region: 215-2752 (845 amino acids)
Biological process (GO): cell-matrix adhesion; integrin-mediated signaling pathway; cell migration
Cellular component (GO): cell surface; integrin complex; focal adhesion
Molecular function (GO): integrin binding
Source: RefSeq, a predicted model, not a curated record